This is a messenger RNA of Salvelinus sp. IW2-2015, 5571 nucleotides long. RefSeq names its product probable ribonuclease ZC3H12C. The record is from RefSeq and is a predicted model, not a curated record. Gene Ontology annotation, molecular function: metal ion binding; mRNA binding; RNA endonuclease activity. NCBI's taxonomy places the organism in Eukaryota, Metazoa, Chordata, Actinopteri, Salmoniformes, Salmonidae. Gene Ontology annotation, cellular component: nucleus; cytoplasmic ribonucleoprotein granule.
GUGGGUCUCAUUGUGAGGUCACUGCACUCCCAUUGGUGGAGCCAGGCAGCCAGUGUCUAACCGAGGAAUGGUCGACAUUGUAGCUCCAUCUGUUGAGGCACUCAUUGUUCAACCUGCCUGGCUUUCUUGGGAAAAACUGUACCUUAUGGUAAACACACUAUCCUUGGAUUUUGGGUUUGAAGAGUAGGAAGCGUAUGGAAUGUGAAAUACUUUAUUUUUUGCUCACAUCUGUUGAGCAGGGGGGGAUCUAUGAACUUCUAAAAGCUUUCUCUAAUGCUGGAAUGAACCAAGUUAUUUCCUUAAGGCCAUUUUACUAAGGAGGUUUGCUUUGUUUGGCCGUUGGAUGUUUUACUGAGGUCAGGGCGCUCAUGCCAUGGACACGGUAAGACGGGGGUAGAAGUGGUGGGAGUGGUCCUCCGGGUCAGGCCUCAGCCCAGAGCUGGAUGUUUGUGACAGAUUCAUGGGCCUGAAGGACCAUCCGGAGGAGGAUGGAGCAGGCCGCAUCCUUGACCUGGGGCUGGAUUUAGAGUACCUCCACAUCGAAGGCUCCGUCAGCAGGCAGGCUGGCGCCGAUACAGGGCCCAGUAUGGAGCGGGGCGAGGAGGAGGAAGAGGCCUGCAAGGGCAGUGGCAGUUGCAGCUUGUCCACGCCUGGGGGGAAGGAGGGGGAGGUGGUGGGGGAGGAGAGCGCUGGGUUCGACAGUGACCCGGAGCCAGCCCGAAACAGCACCGGUUCUAACCCGGCUGGAAGAGUGUCCGUAUCUGAGCUAGAUGGAGUGCCUGUUCCCAACACCCACCAACCUCUGUGCAGGACUCCCUGUGUGGACCUGGGGUCCGAGGGGCCUCCUGACCCUCCGUCGGGGGAGCCUUCAUCCGGGGAAGCCCUGAGGGAGUACCAGUCCAAGCUGGAGUUUGCCCUGAAGCUGGGCUACACCGAGGAGCUGGUGCGGCUGGUGCUGGCCAAGCUGGGGCCGUAUACACUCAUCAACGACAUACUGGGAGAGCUGGUCAAACUGGGCCGUAAGGUCGAGACAAACCAACAGCUGACUGGGUCCACGGCUUCACAGACCGCCCCCUCCACCUGCUCCUCCUCUUCCUCCUCUUCUUCCUGUGGGUAUGUGGAGGCAGUGGAGGCGCAGCAGGGGAGGACAGACUCCCCUUAUCAGACAGACCUCCUCCUGGGGGACAAGGACAACCUGCGGCCCGUCGUCCUGGACGGUAGCAACGUGGCAAUGAGCCACGGCAAUAAAGAGGUGUUCUCCUGCUACGGCAUCCAGCUGGCUGUUGAUUGGUUCCUGGAGCGAGGUCACCGUGACAUCACUGUGUUUGUGCCGUCCUGGAAGAAAGAGCAGUCCCGCCCUGACGCCCUCAUCACAGACCAGGAUAUCUUACGUCGUCUGGAGAAGGACAAGAUCUUGGUGUUCACUCCGUCUCGUCGGGUCCAGGGUCGCCGGGUGGUCUGCUAUGACGACCGUUUCAUCGUCAAGCUGGCCUACGAGUCCGACGGCAUCAUCGUCUCCAACGACAACUACCGCGACCUGGCCAGUGAGAAGCCAGAGUGGAAGAAGUUAAUUGACGAGCGGCUGCUCAUGUACUCGUUUGUCAACGACAAGUUCAUGCCUCCUGAUGACCCUCUAGGUCGUCAUGGUCCCAGUCUGGAGAACUUCCUGAGGAAACGUCCCAUCAUGCCAGAGCACAAGAAGCAGCCCUGUCCUUACGGCAAGAAGUGCACUUACGGCCACAAGUGUAAGUACUACCACCCGGAGAGGAGUGCCCAGUGCCAGCGCUCGGUGGCAGACGAGCUGCGUGCCAGCGCCAAGACCUCUGCCACCUCUACUAGCGCCAAGGGCCAGGCUGGCGAGGCCGGGCUGGUGAAGAGCCACAGCGUGCUCAACAAUGUAGUGAUGGGCACCAAGAGAGGUUCUGCCCCCAAAAGGCAGUGUGACCCCAGCAUCCGGGCGCUGUCCUACGGCGAGGCAGAGGGCAAGCUGAGACACGCUGAGAAAUGCAACAGCCUCAGUAGUAGUAGUGGGAGUAGUUGUUGUAGUGGGAGUGUUACUCUGUCCCCUGCCCCUGGAGGACCCCCCUCUGCCCUCAGCGACCCCCAGGAACAGCCACCGAGCCUGGGCAGGGACACACCCUACAUGACCCUGCCGUACCCCCACCCUGACCCCUACUCCUCCAGCUGUGACCCUCCAGAUCUGAGCUACUACUCAGUGACGCCGGUCCACUCUGGCCUGGCAGCACGGAGGAGUCCGGAGUGCCGCUUCCCGCUGGACACCGACCUGCGUCUGCUGGGCACGUCAGACUGUGGCAAUAGCGGCUGUGACUUGUACGGAGAGAGAGCCUACUGUCUGUGCUGCCCAGGCCCUCUGCUGGACAAAUACGUCCACCAUCAGCAGCAUCAGCACCAUCAACACAACCGCCUGUACUCUCAACACUCUGCCCCCCUGCUCGAGCCACACCACCCCUCCCCCCACACCUCUGUCCUCUAUGGCUAUCACCAGAGCCUGGCACGGGGCCACAGCUUCCCUCACGACGAGCCCCCUGACCCCCACCUGAAGCGCCCUCUGUACCCCCUCCCGCACCAGGCCGUAGGCGCCCGCUCCAGCUGCCCUGGAGACUACCCCUCUGUGUCCCAGUCCGGCCCCUACCCUGCUGGCUCCCCUCUGGGCCGCUGCCUGGCCAACACGCGGCUGGAGACGCUGUCAGACUCCCGGCUGUACGAACGCUCCCUGCUGCCCCCCAGGAAAGCCUUCUCCUGGGAUCCCUACUGCAGCCAACCCCCUCAGUCCCGCUGUGAGACCUACCAGUCUACCAAAGACCCACGAUGUAGGCUGGGGACACACAUCUCCAUGGGGACAGACCACACACUCUUACCACCCACCCUACCCCCCUCAGCCCCCUCACCCAUCCCAUGCCCCUCAGCCAUCCCACCCGUCCAUGCCCCCCCACCACAUGCACCAGGAGCCCCCCGCCCUGAGCCGGUACGGGGAAAGGUCUACCUCAUCCUGUGUAACAUCUUCCCCUCUGAGCUGGUGGGCCGGGUUAUGGGGAGGAACCCCCAUGUGACGGACGCCCAGCAGCUAGCUGCCGCCAUCUUGGCUGAGAAGUCCCAGUCCGGCUACUGAGUCCAGCUAGCCUACUACUCUCUCCCUAUUCAUAACAACAGUUAGUUGUAGUUUUGACAAUAUAAGGGUUUGACUGUACAUUUGUUUGUGGAUAACUUAGUGUUAAUCAUGUGCAGGUGAGGAUAUGCGUUGAUUUCCAAGUCACUUUUUCCUCCGCUGUUUGAAACAUUUUAGAAAUAACUGGAAUCCGAGGGAUCUGAUUAUAUGCCUAAUCUUACUUCUAUUCUAUAUUUUCUACUCCAUUUUGGAAACAUUCACCCCCAAAUUGACCACCAUUUAUCAACAGAAUCUUGGUUGUUGGGGAUGUGUAUAUCUUCUGUGUUCAAUCGGUCUAAUUGAUUUGUUUCUCUGUUUUUCAGUGCUGUGUGUUUUGUUUGUGCCUGUUGUUGUGAUAGUAGGUGGCUGAGUUAGUCUUCUGAGUUGAGAGAAUGUCUUGCAGUAGUUGUAGAGACGGGCACGUUCGUCGACCUUGUCUUAGUAAGGGACGUCUCUGGCCCCUCGUUUUGGCUCCAAGCCUGCAGCUGCUACAGACACGGUAGACUCGAGCUCAAAUCCCAAGUCAAUUCCCUUUGGCUGUUUUCCCUGAAGACCUAUCCAAAUGGCUCAGAGCACUUGGCUUGAUGUUGACAAUCUGUUACAGUUACCGGCACAAUCCCUGGUAGACAGAAAGCCUUUCUUUGUUGAUACAAAUUGUAUCGUUCAUUUAGGAUUAUAUACCUGUAUAUAUAUCCGUAGGUGUGUAAUCGAUUCAUGAAAAGCUGUUUAUAUAUAGCUGGUGCAUUUUAAACUAUAAUACUGUAUGAGAUAUUCCAGGCAACAUUUGAUUGUUUUUAGACAUGGUUUGUUUAGAAGUAUUAAUCAAAUUAGAUACAUGAAAAAAGGUGAGGUAUUCUGACUUUUUGGGAUGGAGAAUAGCCUAGGCUGGGUUGAACCCAAGUGGCCAGCUAGGUGAAAUGAAAUAUGCGUGGGUCGGUAAAAAAAUAUUAAUUUUGUUUUGUAACGAAAAACCUCUCUGGCACCGUGUGUCAGUGAGGGCCCGGACGUGGGCAAAAAGUAAUGCCUUUACACGGCAUUGUGCUAAUGACACAUCAAAUACUCUGAACCAUGUUCAGCAAACUGUUAUGCAUGUUUUGGUGACACUUUAUUUUAAUCGACCGUAAUAAACCAUUGAAGUCAUUUAUAAAGUGUGUUCACCAUUUAAUAAUCAUUUUCCCCACAUUUAUAACCAAUUUACUAAACAUUAGUUGUCUUUUUGCAGCCCCUAAUCUAAAGUGAGUGCUAUUUAUACUUUAUAAUGUUUUGAGUGACCAGUGUAAUUUCUCCCAAAAAGAUGGGUUUGACAUUGAUAGACAUUUCAGCAGUACCUGGUAAAAUAAACUGACAGCACAGGAUAUAUAUACAUUUGUGUAUGAACUAUGAUUAAUAAAUGGUAUGUACUGUUUGUAAACGCCAUAUAAUUAACUUAGUUUAUUACGGACCCUUAAAAUAAAGCGUCAGCCAUGUUUUCUUCAAGUGUUCUUGUAUCAUAUUUUCUUUGUGCUUGAUUUAUCAGUUCUGUUGUAUUAUAUUUGCUUGACAACUUCGUGCCUAUCAAAUAUAGUAUUGGCUUUGUAUUCUUCAUUAACAAUUGGUUGUCCUUGUUUUGUUGGAAAUGCAGUCUUAACUCUCAUUUCGACAGAAUUUCAUGUACUUGGAAUAACAUUUACUGUAUUACAGAUUGGAGUUUUCCUUUGAUCUAAUUCUGAGGGCAGAAAAAUGUGAUUUGUUAAGUUUAGGGUUGGGUUGGGUUAAAAAAAAACAGGCUUCAAUCCCCCGGCAUCAUCAAGAUUAGAACCUGUGACCUUCUGGUCCCAGUGCCUAGUCCACUACACCAACAGGKGGGAGGGCACCACGCUUGUUUUUUCACAUAUUUAAAGCUGUUCAUUUAGACUAUUAUUAUGUUGGAAAAGAAAAGUAUCAUUGGGAUUUGAGCUGGCAACCCUGUGUGUGACGCCCUUUAACCACCCACAAGGCCUUUUAUUUGACUCACCUGCAUACUCUGCCCACGGACUGACAGGGUUUCAUCCAGAGAUAGAGGACUCUAGUGCCCAAAAGCAUGUUUUAGCAUGGGCAGCGCCUUUGAGGUCUUUCACGAGUUUGAAGAAGUCAGCUGGGUGGGACUUCCUAUGGGUUUAGGAAGGAUCACAUAAUUCCAUCCAGGUCGUCAGGAGGGGUCAACCAAUGAAUUAUACUUGUGAGGAAACAUAUCACCAACCAUGGCUUUAUGCCAUUUCAAAACACACUCUAGGUGGCAGUGUGCACCCUAGAAGAAAAUGGACUACUUCAAAAUGGAGAYGGCCACAAUGACGCUGCCCGUGAUCUGACGCCAUAACGGGAAAGAUGCAAUGUCUAUGGUUUCAUUCUGCCCUCGAUGCCAAGCUGUUUGAACAAGUUCAAAUAAA